Molecule: messenger RNA, 1692 nt
Organism: Coccinella septempunctata (seven-spotted ladybird)
Lineage: Eukaryota; Metazoa; Arthropoda; Insecta; Coleoptera; Coccinellidae
Exons: 2
Coding region: 680-1273 (197 amino acids)
Source: RefSeq, a predicted model, not a curated record
AAAUUGUCAUAUUAUCAUGAUAUGUUUAAAUUAUAAUAAUAUUAUUAAACGUUUCUCUCCAUCUAUCUCGUGUAUCAAUCUUAAAAUUUUCUUAGUCCGUCCCUGUUUUGCGGAUGGUUCGGUAAUGCCUUUUAUGGCGGGUAAGGUGCUAUGCGAUUGUUACCCUUAAUAUAAAUAUUUUGUCGUACUGUAAGGGAUAGUGAAUGACCAUUGUUCAAUUAUGGUGGCGGCAUGGUAUUGCCGUAAGGAAUAUGUCCGCAUAUUGAGUAAUCCCGAAUUUUGGUUCAUAAAAUUUAUAUUUUUUUAAGCCUUUGCUACCGUUUGGGAAUACCGUUUAUUUUUAAAAUAGAAUAUUUCGGAAAUGGAGCGAUUGCGGCUAUUGCAUGUAAUUGUACCCGGCGUCGUAAGCUUUAGAAUUUUUGUACCCAUCCCCUCCGAAAUUAUUCUUUCCUUUCCGGGGUCGUCCGUAUAUAAAAAAAUGAAAUUCUUAAAGUUCUUCAUUUCGAAAUAUUUCUCGUUUUACUCAGUUCCAAGUGUUCGUAACUUUGUGUGCAAAUAAUUUUCGUAAGUAUAAUUUUAAAACUUGUAAAAUAAAAUUAUAUAUCUAACAUUAUGUCGAUUUAAUAUUAGAAAUUAUUUUAACCAUCAGUUUUUCAUUAUUAUAAUUUCAUUCAGGAAUAUGGGUAGUGUAAGAGCGUUCGACGAAUUCCUGCACGAUAUAAACAGUGAUGGGCGGUUACCCCGCGAAAUCAUUAAGUUGUUCUCCAGUGGGAAGAUGGUGUAUAAGGAUAGGGUGGCACUAUCCGUGUUCUGCUUGCAGAAUCACCUCCAACCAUUGGAUGUGUGGGGUGCGAUACGGGGGGUGAAUACCAAUUGCACCCAAGUGAGGAGAAAAUCUUUGUUGUCUAUUUAUUAUUCCAUUAAGGGUUCGAAGGCCACUUAUGCCCAUCAUACGGCAUACGACUUAUAUUCUGGCCAAUAUCUCAAUCUUCUCAAACAAAGGGGGCAAUUCGUGCCCCCAAUGAAUGGUCAUUUCACCGUUCGAGAAAAACCUCCCGUAUCCGCUCCCAAGACCCCCACACCAAAGCCUCCAACGGAAAAAAUUCCGGAGUUAAAGGAGGAAUCUUCCUUAAAAUCAUCUUCCCAGGAGCAACAGGCGGAGAUCGAAGAAUUUAUGAUUCUGAUGGGGGACUCCAUUUAUGAGGAGGCAAUUCCUAGUACCCCUAGUAAGAGGAGGAGGUCUUCGUCGUCAGAAGAUAGCGGCGGGAAUUAACAGAGAGGGUUGUCUAGGGCAUGCUGAGGAUGGCGGCGCGUAGGAGAGUUUGUUUCAAUUGUUGUACGGACGAGGAUAUAGGAUUCCACAUGUAUAAAUAUUUUAAUACCCGUCAUAGGGGGAAGACUUUUAUAAGAAUUGUCUUAUUGUUAAUUAACCAGCUGAUCAUUUCCGGACUUACUGAUAGAGAGGAUGUUUAUAAAAUUUUUAAUUGCCAGUCGAAUGUGAAAUGUGUACUCACUUCCUUAGGAUCCUUUCAGGAGAGUUUCAAAAGUUCUAAAAUUCAGAAAUAUAAAUAUUUCGUUCUCACACAUAUAGAUUUCCUCUUUGAAAUGGCCAGUCAGUACGAAUCCUUUGAUUCGUAUCUAGUCAAUAUGAACGACAUGGAAAUUGGCUCUGUCGAGUUCGAAAAAUUAUUU